This is a messenger RNA of Jatropha curcas, 1731 nucleotides long. RefSeq names its product E1 C-terminal related 1 (gene ECR1). Gene Ontology annotation, biological process: protein neddylation. The record is from RefSeq and is a predicted model, not a curated record. Gene Ontology annotation, molecular function: NEDD8 activating enzyme activity. Lineage: Eukaryota; Viridiplantae; Streptophyta; Magnoliopsida; Malpighiales; Euphorbiaceae. Gene Ontology annotation, cellular component: cytoplasm; nucleus.
CUUUUUGGAGUUGAUGCGUUGGUGAGAGUUUUACUGAAUCUCAGAGGCGAAGCGUAAAAUUCAAGCGAGAAGAUACGCCAUAUUUUGGGUUUCUUUUCCCUUUCAGCUUUUGGGCUUUAGGCUUAAUAUCAAUAGCAGGACAAGAAAGAGAGCGGGACAAUGGCAAACUCGACGGUGCAGCCGAGCCGGUCGACAGACCUGGACAAGCUGCUUCUCAGACCCGGCAAUCUCGUCGCCCCUACCUUCGAACCCGGUAUCCAAUUGAGAGAUGAUCUUCAAGAGUAUGCUCGAAUAUUGGUGGUAGGAGCUGGUGGGUUGGGCUGUGAGCUGCUAAAGGACUUGGCUUUAUCGGGUUUUAAGAAUUUGGAGGUCAUCGACAUGGACCGCAUCGAAGUUUCUAAUCUCAAUCGCCAGUUCCUGUUCAGGCUUGAAGAUGUUGGUAAGCCAAAGGCUGAAGUAGCAGCCAAGCGUGUGAUGGAAAGGGUUAGUGGUGUGAAUAUUGUGCCACAUUUUUGUCGGAUCGAAGACAAAGAAAUUGAUUUUUAUAGUGAUUUUAGUAUUAUUGUGCUUGGUCUUGAUUCCAUUGAGGCCCGGAGCUAUAUAAAUGCUGUAGCUUGUAGCUUUCUUGAGUAUGAUUCUGAUGAUAAUCCACGGGAAGAAACAAUGAAGCCCAUGGUAGAUGGUGGGACUGAAGGCUUCAAGGGCCAUGCUAGAGUUAUUAUGCCAGGAGUCACGCCAUGCUUUGAGUGUACCAUCUGGCUUUUCCCCCCUCAAGUCAAGUUUCCUUUGUGCACUCUUGCAGAAACCCCUAGAACUCCUGCUCAUUGUAUUGAAUAUGCUCACUUAAUAAAAUGGGAUGAGGUUCACAGUGGAAAGACUUUUGAUCCAGAUGACCCGGAACAUAUGAAGUGGGUUUAUGGUGAGGCUGUCAAGAGAGCUGAGCUUUUUGGCAUUCAAGGAGUUACGUAUUCCCUUACUCAGGGUGUUGUGAAAAACAUAAUACCGGCUAUUGCUUCCACCAAUGCAAUUAUAUCAGCUGCAUGUGCGUUGGAAACCUUGAAGAUUGCAUCAGGAUGCAGCAAAACUCUGUCCAAUUAUCUAACGUAUAAUGGCGUGGAAGGUCUCCACAUUAAAGUGACUGAAUUUGUGAAGGACAAGGAUUGUCUUGUUUGUGGUCCGGGUGUUCUUAUGGAGUUAGACACUUCAGUUACUUUGCAAAAGUUGAUUGAUAUGCUUGAAGAGCAUCCUAAGCUUUUGCUAUCAAAAGCAAGCAUCAUACACCGAGGAAAGAAUUUGUACAUGCAAGCACCUCCAGUUCUAGAAGAGAUGACUCGAUCAAAUCUAAGCCUACCGCUAUUUGAACUUAUGGGUAAAGUUUCAAAGGGCAUUGUCCAUGUGAAUGGCAUGACCAACCAGAAUGGCAGUAAAACCUCUUGUCUGAGAAAAUUACGAGUUGUCUUCAAGGGAAUUGAUGGGGUCACAGAUAUGGACAUGGCUGGCGGAGCAUAAUUUUGCCUACAGCACUUGGAUUUAACUUGCAGAAAUUCUCCCAACUCUGGAAGAUACUCCAUGAAAGAGUUUCUUGACUGGAGUCAAAAGUUCUUGACAAAUUGAAAUCCGUUUUUAUGUGUAACAAUUCUCAAGAUAGUCUUUAAGGAAACCCCUGUAGAUGUGACAUGAUUACCAAAAGUUAUUAACAAAGAUUUAAUUUUUUCGUUAUUUUUCCAAAAA